Messenger RNA from Vicia villosa (hairy vetch), 468 nucleotides. RefSeq lists its product as uncharacterized. The record is from RefSeq and is a predicted model, not a curated record. The transcript has 2 exons. The coding region runs from base 1 to 468 and encodes 155 amino acids. NCBI's taxonomy places the organism in Eukaryota, Viridiplantae, Streptophyta, Magnoliopsida, Fabales, Fabaceae.
AUGGCUGGAAGAGGUGGAAGAAACGACGACGCAAGUGCUAAGGUUUUAGGUAUGAUUGUUGGUGUGUUGGGAGGAAAUCCCAACGGAGCAAGAAUUGGUGCUAACAGACAACUGGGAGAUUCUCAGAGGAACAAUCCUCCAUUGUUCAAAGGCACUCAUGAUCCUAAAGGUUCUCAAAAGUGGCUGAAGGAAAUCGAGAGGAUCUUUCAGGUGAUCGAUUGCGCUGUGAAUCUGAAGGUGAGAGAAUUUCUGAGGAGAUACUUUCCUGAAGAUGUUCGGGGAAGAAAGGAGAUUGAGUUUUUGGAGCUGAAGCAAGGUAAUAUGACAGUACCGGAGUAUGCUUCUAAAUUUGUGGAAUUGGCUAUGUACUACACCCACUACAACAGUGAUGAGGCUAGUGAGUUCUCGAAGUGCAUCAAAUUUGAGAAUGACCUUCGUGAUGAGAUCAAGCAAGGUAUUAGAUAUUAG